This is a messenger RNA of Protopterus annectens (West African lungfish), 2162 nucleotides long. RefSeq names its product zinc finger protein OZF-like. The record is from RefSeq and is a predicted model, not a curated record. Gene Ontology annotation, biological process: regulation of transcription by RNA polymerase II. NCBI's taxonomy places the organism in Eukaryota, Metazoa, Chordata, Ceratodontiformes, Protopteridae. Gene Ontology annotation, molecular function: RNA polymerase II cis-regulatory region sequence-specific DNA binding; DNA-binding transcription factor activity. The coding region runs from base 182 to 2137 and encodes 651 amino acids. The transcript has 4 exons.
UAGGAAGUCACUGAUAAGCUUAAAAAAAUGGAGACCGCAUUUGUCUCUGUAUAGCAACUUAAAGAAGUAAUUUGAGUGUUUUAAUUAUUUAUCUUUCCUCUGCUUCUUAGCGGCUGCAUACAGCAAUUGUUUAGCUCCUGAACAGUGUGGCUUGUGGGACUGGAGAGUGAAACUGGGAAUCAUGAAGCUGGAGGUACCAGAAACCUUUGAGGAUGUUGCUGUCAUGUUUUCAGAUGAAGAAUGGGCAAUGUUGAAUAAACAGGAGAAAGAGCUACACAAGGAAGUGAUGGUACAGAACUUUGAGAACAUGAUUUCCAUAGGAUGUCACAUCCCAAUGGAGCAGCUUUGGAUGUUUGUCAGGAAAGAUGAAACAGUUUUAGCUGAUGACACUGAAGGAAGAUUGGUGAAGAAAAAACGUCGUAACAUUAUUGUUGUCAACAGGAAUGCAGAUUUCACCAAGAUGCCAUUCCAUGGGAAACACCAUGACGCUGAACAUGACAAAGCUCCCCCAGAUAAGAUGUCAACGACAAGAAAAGGCAAAGUGAAGUUUGAAACCAGAAAUGCUAAAUGUAAAGAUGUCAAUAAAAUUGAAUUUGAAAUGCCUCUGAAAGAUCAUAGCGAGGAAAGACUGUGUAGUCAGCUUGAAAGUAACAGUUUGAUUCAUAGCAGCAGCCAGUCUGAUAAAUUAAUUCACAGUGAGAAAAAACAUAACGACUCGGCAACAAAAAAACAAGUAUGCAGCAGAAAGAAAUUACGUAACUGUGCCUCACGUGACAAAGGUGUUACAGGGAAAAGAAGAAUGGAAUUACGUGAAGGUAUUUGUACAAGACAGAAAUCCAUUAAACGUACUACUUCUGACAAGGGCAAUAUAGAGAAGUCAAGGAAGGAAAAACCUCACUUGUUCCACAUUGACCGAGGACCGCAAAGCCACACCAAACGUGACAAGAAUUUCUCACAUAAAGGUCUACCAGUACAAAAGAGCGUCAGCACUUGGCAGAAACCCUUCAAAUGCAGUAUAUGUGAGAAGACUUUUAUAUCUAAAUACAACAUGAUAUGUCAUGAGAAAAUCCACACUGGAUAUAAACCAUAUAAAUGCAACUUUUGUGAUAAAAGUUUUAAACAUAAAUACAGUAUGAUGUGUCAUGAGAAUAUCCACACUGGACAGAAUCCAUAUAAAUGCAGUAUGUGUGAGAAGAGGUUUAAAUCUAAAUCCAACAUGGUACGUCAUGAGCAUAUCCACACUGGGAAGAAACCCCAUAAAUGCAGAGUGUGUCAGAAGAGUUUUAUAUCGAAAUACAAUAUGAUAUAUCACGAGACUAUCCACACUGGGCAGAAACCCUAUAAAUGCAGUGUAUGUGAAAAGAGUUUUAAACGUAAAAGUAGCAUGAUGUGUCAUGAGACUAUCCACACCGGGCAGAAACCCUAUAAAUGUGCUACAUGUAACAAGGGUUUUACAACUAAACAGAAACUGACAAGGCAUCAGAAUGUUCACACUGGCCAGAAACCCUAUAAAUGUGCCACAUGUGAUAAAGGUUUUGCAAGUAAGCAGAAUCUUACCAUGCAUCAGAAUGUUCACACCGACCAGAAACCCUAUAAAUGUGUUACAUGUGACAAGGGCUUUAUAAGUAAACACAACCUAAGAGUGCAUCAGAAUAUUCACACUGGGCAAAAACCCUAUAAAUGUGCCACAUGUGACAACAGUUUUACAACUAAGGGGAAACUGGAAAGGCAUCAGUAUAUUCACUCUGGGCAGAAACCCUAUAAGUGUGCCACAUGUGACAAGGGCUUUAUAAGUAAGCACAACCUGACAGUGCAUCAGCAUGUUCAUACUGGGCAGAAACCUUAUAAAUGUGCCACGUGUGACAAGGGUUUUACAACCAAGGGAAAACUGUCCACGCAUCAACAUGUUCAUACUGGACAGAAACCCUAUAAAUGUUCCACAUGUGACAAGGGCUUUAUAAGUAAGCAUAACCUGACAGUGCAUCAAAAUAUUCACACGGGGCAGAAACCCUAUAAAUGUGCCACAUGUGACAAGUGUUUUGCAAGUAGGCAGAGUCUGACAAAACAUCAGAGUAUUCACAAGAGGCAGUCCAUUCCUGUCAUGGUAAUAGAAACCCAAAAGACUCGGAGAAAUUAAACCAGCAGAAACAAUACUUAUUUCA